This is a messenger RNA of Silurus meridionalis, 5487 nucleotides long. RefSeq names its product otoferlin. Gene Ontology annotation, biological process: plasma membrane organization; synaptic vesicle priming. Gene Ontology annotation, cellular component: presynaptic active zone membrane; synaptic vesicle membrane. Lineage: Eukaryota; Metazoa; Chordata; Actinopteri; Siluriformes; Siluridae. The record is from RefSeq and is a predicted model, not a curated record. Gene Ontology annotation, molecular function: AP-2 adaptor complex binding; calcium ion binding.
GGACUGGUGUCCUUUUAUGGGGUGAAUUCUCCUUUUUUGUGACCAGUAUUUAUGGAAUUGCCUUUGAACCUACCCCAGUACUAACCAGGACAAAAGUGAAAUCUAACAUAUUUCGCAAAAAUGAAGCGUGCAAAGUCCCGUGGCUUAAAGGAUGAUGGGAAAGAUGAGCCAGCCAUCCUGGAGACAGAGGACUUGGACCGAAGGUUUGGCAGAGCACCAGACCCUGACACAAUUUCACUGGCCUCUGUUACGGCUGUGACAACUAAUGUUUCUAACAAAAGAUCAAAGCCUGACAUCAAAAUUGAACCCAGUGCUGGAAGACUGAUGGAUUUCCAAGUCAGUAUUACAGUUAUUGAGGCACGACAACUAGUGGGCUUGAACAUGGACCCAGUGGUCUGUGUUGAAAUUGGUGAUGAGAAGAAGUACACUUCAAUGAAGGAGUCAACCAAUUGUCCUUACUACAAUGAGUAUUUUGUCUUCGAGUUCCAUGUUCCUCCUGAUGUCAUGUUUGACAAGAUCCUGAGGGUGUCUGUAAUCCACUCAAAGAAUCUUCUUCGAAGUGGAACAAUGGUUGGUGCCUUCAAGAUGGAUGUGGGAACAGUUUAUUCACAGCCUGACCACCAGUUCUAUCACAAAUGGGCCAUAUUAUGUGAUCCUGAUGACAUCACUGCAGGAUGUAAAGGCUAUGUAAAAUGUGACAUUGCUGUGGUUACAAAAGGUGACAACAUCAAAACUCCACACAAGUCCAAUGAAACCGACGAGGAUGACAUUGAGGGGAACCUUUUGUUGCCAGAAGGUGUUCCAGCUGACCGUCAAUGGGCCAGAUUCUAUGUUAAAAUCUACCGAGCUGAAGGCUUGCCUAAGAUGAAUACCAGCAUUAUGGCCAACGUUAAAAAGGCAUUUAUUGGUGAGAAUAAAGACCUGCUGGACCCAUACGUUCAGGUGCACUUUGCUGGUCAGAAGGGAAAAACCUCUGUCCAGAAAAGUUGCUAUGAACCAAUCUGGAAUGAGCAGAUAAUUUUCACUGAACAAUUUCCACCACUGUGUAAACGUAUGAAGCUUCAAAUCCGUGAUGCAGACAAAGUGAAUGAUGUGGCUCUUGGAACCCAUUUCAUUGACCCGAAGGUCUCAAAUGAUGGAGAUAAAGGCUUUCUCCCAACUUUGGGGCCGGCCUGGGUGAACAUGUAUGGUUCAACACGAAGCUACACCCUCAUGGAUGAGUAUCAGGACCUGAAUGAAGGAGUGGGAGAGGGUGUUUCAUUUCGGGCCCAUCUGCUGAUCAGCCUGGCUGUGGAGAUUCUGGACACCUCCUCUCCAGAGAUAAUAAGCUCUCCUGAGGUUCAAGUGGAAGGCGUGCCCAACAUUUCUGAGAAUGCCACUGGAAAAAUCGAGGAAUUUUUCUUGUUUGGAGCAUUUCUAGAAGCAACGAUGAUUGACAGAAAGAUUGGUGACAAACCCAUCAACUUUGAAGUUACAAUAGGGAAUUAUGGAAGUGAUGUUGAUAUCCCUACCAAACCAAGAACAAAGAAGUCGAAGAAAGGAGAUGGUGAUGAAGAAUCUGGACUCAUCCAAGGUUCCAGUGAUGAAGAGGUGGACCAUGAUGGAGGACUGGAAUCAGUGUCGACCACUCCACCAAUGAAACCAGUCAUCACUGACAGGAACUACUUUCACCUUCCAUAUUUUGAGAGAAAGCCUUGUAUUUAUAUUAAGAGCUGGUGGCAAGACCAGCGAAGAAGACUAUACAAUGCCAACAUAAUAGAAAACAUUGCAGAUAAGCUGGAAGAAGGACUGAAUGAUGUUCAGGAGAUUAUUAAAACGGAGAAAGCUUUUCCUGAGCGUAGACUCAGAGGAGUUCUAGAAGAACUAAGCAAUGGCUGCAGCAACUUUCUAACACUGGCAAAUAAGGACCAAACUCAGUCAGGCAUCACAAAGUUGGAUCGAGAAAGGCUGAAAGUAUGCAUGUGGGAGCUGGAAACUAUGGGCCAACAAGCAAAGACGAUGCGAACACAGGUGAAAAAGAAAAAUGUCAAGGACAAAGUGAAAUUGACACAAAACUUCCUUCAGAAACUGAGAUUUUUGUCUGAUGAGCCUCAACACAGUGUUCCAGAUGUUUACAUAUGGAUGGUUAGCAAUGGAAAACGCAUUGCAUAUGCUAGAGUGCCCUCCAAAGACAUUCUUUUCUCUACUGUUGAGGAGGAGAUUGGGAAAGACUGUUCAAAAGUCAAGACUGUUUUCUUCAAGCUCCCAGGUAAAAAGAGUUUUGGACCAGCAGGCUGGACUGUGCAAGCCAAAACUGAAAUAUACCUGUGGCUGGGUUUAAGCAAGCAGCGCAAAGAUUUCCUGAAUGGGCUACCAAAUGGAUUUGAGGAGAACAAGGCCAUCAAAGGAGCAGGAAUGCAGUCAUCACCACCAAUCAGCUUGAUCUACACGAUGAAGCAAGUCUUUCAGCUGAGAGUACACAUGUACCAGGCAAGAAGCCUGUUUGCUGCAGACAGCACAGGUCUUUCAGACCCCUUUGCCAGAGUUUUUUUUUCCACACACAGCCAAGUCACAGAGAUUGUGAAUGAAACUCUCUGCCCCACGUGGGACCAACUUCUAGUAUUUGACAAUGUUGAAUUAUAUGGUGAGGCUUGUGAGUUGAGGGAUGACCCUCCGAUUAUUGUCAUUGAGAUCUACGAUCAAGACAGUAUGGGAAAAGCUGAUUUUAUGGGAAGGACAUUUGCAAAGCCAAUAACUAAGAUGUCAGAUGAGCAUUAUGGGCCACCACGGUUUCCGCCUCAGCUAGAGUACUACCAAGUGUACCGUGGAAACUGCACUGCUGGUGAAAUGCUUGCAGCUUUUGAAUUACUGCAGAUCGGACCGGGUGGAAAGGCUGACCUUCCUCCCAUAGAUGGACCGACAGAUAUGGACCGUGGUCCAAUUCUGCCUGUUCCCAUCGGCAUUAGGCCAGUCCUGAGCAAAUACCGCAUUGAGGUUUUAUUCUGGGGCCUGAGGGACCUAAAGCGAGUGAACCUUUCCCAAGUUGAUAGACCACGUGUGGAUAUAGAAUGUGCUGGAAAGGGAAUACAGUCAGCUCUCAUUCCUAACUUCAACAAAAAUCCCAAUUUUAGCACACUGGUCAAAUGGUUUGAAGUGGACCUGCCAGAAAAUGAGCUUCUGCAUCCUCCUCUGAAUAUUCGAGUAGUGGACUGCAGAGCUUUUGGCCGUUAUACACUGGUUGGCUCCCAUGCAGUUACAACACUGCGAAAAUUCAUCUACAGAUCGCCGGACAAGAGUGUCAACAAUUGGUCUGCAAUGGAAGAAAUUGUGAUCCAUACUGAACCUGAACCUGCUGUAAAAAAGAUGGAGACAAUGGUCAAACUUGAUUCAGGUUCCGAUGCGGUUGUUAAGGUUGAUAUGCCUGAUGAUGACAAGGAUGGAAAAGGAAAGAAGAAGAGGAAGAAAGGGGAAGAAAUUGAGGAAGAACCACUAGAUGAGAGCAUGCUGGAUUGGUGGUCCAAAUACUUUGUAUCAAUCGAAACACUUAUGGAGAUCCUAAAAGCACAAGAGGCUGAAAAGGCAGAGACAGAGGAAAGAGAAGAAAUGGAUGCAGAUGGAGCAGAUAUUAAAUCUGACUCUAAUGUGAAAGGAAACAAGAAAAAAAAAGGGAAAGCAAAGGAUAAGAAUAAAGCUGCUCCAGGGGAAGGUGUAACUGACAGGAAAAAGCCUAAAAUUGAAGAACUGAAGGUAUACAACAGAGAGCUAGAGAAUGAAUUUGAUUACUUUGAAGAUUGGCUCCACACCUUUAAUCUUUAUCGAGGAAAGAGUGGUGAUGAUGACGAAAAUGCAAUGGAUGAGGACAGACUUGUUGGCAAAUUUAAAGGAUCCUUGUGUAUGUACAAAGUGUCAGAUGAGCUGUAUAGAGAAAUGGGUAUUGAUCCCAACAUAGGCACUUUCCAGAACAUUCCACACAAUGAUCCAGUCAAUGUUUUAGUUCGAGUCUAUGUCAUAAGGGCUACAGAUCUGCACCCUGCAGAUAUAAAUGGGAAAGCAGAUCCAUACAUUGCAAUUAAGCUGGGAAAAUCGGAGAUCAAAGACAAAGAAAACUACAUCUCUAAACAACUUAAUCCUGUCUUUGGAAAAUCAUUUGACAUUGAGGCUACAUUCCCUAUGGACUCCACCCUCACUGUGUCCAUCUAUGACUGGGAUUUGGUCGGCACUGAUGACUUGAUUGGGGAGACAAAACUUGAUUUGGAGAAUCGCUAUUACAGCAAACACAGGGCCACAUGUGGUAUUAGUACAAGCUAUGCAAUCCAUGGUUACAAUGUUUGGAGAGAUCCACUGAAGCCAACACACAUCCUAGCUAAACUUUGCAAGGAUGGCAAAUUAGAUGCACCCCAGUAUGGCCCUGGAGGAAGAGUGAAGGUGGCAAACAGAGUUUAUACAGGCCCAACUGAAAUUGAAGAUGAAAAUGGGCUCAAAAAACAGACAGAUGAGCACCUUGCUCUAGCAGUUCUUAAUCACUGGGAGGACAUACCACGAGUGGGCUGCAAACUUAUCCCAGAGCAUGUAGAAACCAGACCUCUACUUAACCCUGAUAAACCUGGGAUUGAGCAGGGGAGAAUUGAAAUGUGGGUGGAUAUGUUCCCAAAAGACCAGCCUGCACCUGGACCUGCUAUCGAUAUUUCACCACGCAAACCAAAGAAGUUUGAACUCAGGGUAAUCGUUUGGAAUACAGAUGAGGUUGUCCUGGAAGAUGAUGACAUAUUCACAGGAGAAAAGUCCAGUGAUAUUUUUGUUAGAGGAUGGCUUAAAGGUCAACAAGAAGAUAAGCAAGACACAGAUGUCCAUUACCACUCCCUAACAGGGGAAGGGAACUUCAACUGGCGCUUCAUUUACCCCUUUGACUAUUUAAUGGCUGAAGAGAAAAUUGUCAUAUCAAAGAAGGAAUCCAUGUUCUCCUGGGACGAGACCGAAUACAAGAUCCCUGCCCGUCUGAAUCUGCAAGUUUGGGAUGCAGAUCAUUUCUCUGCUGAUGACUUCCUGGGUGCAAUUGAACUAGACCUGAACAGAUUUCCUCGUGGUGCAAAAACUGCAAAACAGUGCACCCUCGACAUGGUUCUUAACGAACAAGACAUGCCAAUGGUCAACAUUUUCAAGCAGAAAAGAAUCAAGGGCUGGUGGCCAUUUAUAGCCAGAGAUGAAAAUGAUGAGAUGGAAAUUACGGGGAAAGUAGAGGCAGAGCUUCACCUUUUGACAGGUGAAGAAGCAGAAAAAAGUCCUGUUGGAGAAGGAAGGAAUGAGCCAGAGCCUCUAGAGAAGCCCAAUCGCCCUGACACAACGUUCCUGUGGUUCAUCAGUCCACUCAAAGCAAUCCGAUAUCUGGUCUGCAACAACUACAAGUGGCUGAUCAUCAAAAUAGUGGUUGCUUUGCUGUUGUUAGCAAUGCUGGGCUUAUUCAUUUACAGCAUGCCUGGCUAUAUGGUGAAAAAGCUACUGGGUGCUUAA